GUCAUGUUCCACACACUCUUUAAUCACAAAAAGAAAACAUAACACAGAAAGGAAGUUCGUCAUCAUCGUAAAAUUACUGUAAACAAGCCUACCAGGCUGUGCGCAGGGUUAAAAAAAACCCACGUUGCAUGAACAGGGAAUUGUGGGUACAAUAUGUCUGCGCCCUAUCUUUAACCUGAUAACAUUUUUAUAGUGGAGUUUGUCAAAGAUUCCUGUUAUUAGAACAGGUUUGUUGUGGCUUUCAUUGAGAGGAUAAUGUCUGAACACGCAGAGCAGAAGGGCGGACCGGGGUUGUCCAGGGCAGCGAUUGCCGAGAUGCUGUUGAAGAACUUUGAGAAGCUGCCCGACUCUGAUCAGAAGUUAUUCUCGUACGGACCUCUGUACCUGGGGGGAAACGCCGCGUUUGCGGGGCUGAUCGCCAACAGCCUGUACCGGAGGGCUCUGAACGUCCAAGCGGCGCGCAUCGCCUCCAACCUGCCGAUGGCCGUGCUGCCCUUCCUCACCGCCACCGCCCUGUACAACGCGGUGGUGUCGCAGCCGCUGCUGUCCGGGGAUCUGAACUGCCCCACCUGCUCCCUGAUCAGAGGCGCGCUGGUCGGGGCGGUCGGUGGUGGAGUCUACCCGAUGCUGCUGGCUUUGCCGUUGAAUUUCGGCCUUGCAUCCAGAUACAGCACGGCUCCGAUGCCAGAGAAGGGCACAAUGCUGCGGUACUGUGUGGACGUCUCCAGAUCCGUCUUUAAGAAGAUGAGAGCAGUUUUCCUGCUGCAAGCUUUCUUUGGCACCUACCUGGGCUCCAGGCAUUUCGAAAGUUACGCCAAGCUGGCCCAGAUAACCUUCAGCAAGGAGGAAGAGCUGCAAGAGUGAAAGGACUGGACUGAGAAUAAUCACCUCAUUUUAUACUGGUGAAAAUCUGAUUUACCUCUGGGUGUUUCCCAGAAAAUAAAAUGACAUGCGAACUAAUAUUUAUCACAGCAUCGUCUGAAAUCAUUUUGUCACAUCGUAAAACUGAAAUGAGCCUCCCUACAACAAACAAACUCCAGGAAAUUCUGAUAAUGCUUGAAACAGAUGACCAGAGUCACACAAAGCUUUUAAGUUUUGUUUUUUGUUACGACUGUGACAGUGGACAAAAAUAUAGUUUAGUGUUUAUAAAUGGCGUUUUACUCUCCAUAUGUUGCUGUUCUCCGUUUCAAUAUGGAUCCCCUAUUGUGUCCAAAAUAAAGUAAAUGAUUGAUGGUUUUGUGUA
Poecilia latipinna (sailfin molly) is the source of this 1243-nucleotide messenger RNA. RefSeq names its product transmembrane protein 126A (gene tmem126a). The record is from RefSeq and is a predicted model, not a curated record. Gene Ontology annotation, cellular component: mitochondrion. Bases 256 to 864 code for a protein of 202 amino acids. Gene Ontology annotation, biological process: mitochondrial respiratory chain complex I assembly. The transcript has a single exon. Lineage: Eukaryota; Metazoa; Chordata; Actinopteri; Cyprinodontiformes; Poeciliidae.